AUGGCCUUGGUGGUCUUAGUGACAAGUCUGAUUGUGGCUCUGACUGGAGCAAAGCCAGAGCCUCAUCGCACCGUCGUGAAUCUGAGUCAACUCAACAUCACCAUUGGGGAAACUUCAUUGGAUCCAUUCAAGCCUAAUAUUACCAUUGGAUUCCUCAGCUGUUUCAAGGACCUCGGGAAGUUAAUAGCAGGGGCCGUUCCGUUGGCCGUCGACCUAGUGAACAAGGACCCCAUGCUCCUACCGGAUCACAACCUGCAGUUCAUAGCCUACGAUUCCGGAUCGCCGGAUUCCGCCCAGGCCAUUCGCCGGAUGACAUCCAUGAGGGAGGAUGGCGUUGUCGCCUUCAUCGGGUUCGACGAGAGCUGCGAACAUGAAGCCCUGGUAGCGGCCGCAUGGGACAUGCCCAUCAUAUCAUAUAAAUGCUCAGACAGCAAGGUCUCCAACAAAUCCAUCUUCACCACAUUCGCGCGCACGCUCCCUCCGAGCUCCAAAAUGUCCACGUCCAUCAUAUCCCUCCUGAAGCACUACAUGUGGACGAGCGUCAUCCUGCUGGUCGCCGAUGACCCGUCCCACAAGCAAGUGGCGGAUGCGCUGGUCAAGCUGGCCUUGGCACAUCGGAUAGACAUCGCCAAGACGUUUUACCUUCCUGGGGAUUAUCUCACUAAGGAUAACAGGACUCUUAGAAACAUUAUCAGGGAUACCUACAGGCAAACGAGAGUAUAUGUCCUGGUUGCAGACACAUACGCCCUCGUCGAUUUCGUGCGGUUCAUGCAGCAAAAAGGACUUUUAGACAAGGGGGAAUAUGUCAUCAUAUCUCUGGAGGAAGAUGAUUUCUACGAUCCCAGUAAAGAGUUCCAGUACAUAAGACGAGAAUUCGAAGCGUCCUGGUUGGUAGUCGAUCCUCUUCCAUUCCGAUCCGUUCUUUUAAUUGGACCCGGAGCUCCCAUCAGCCCCGAUUAUGAAUAUUUCCAGGACCUGGUACUCAAGUACUCCGAGUCCGAACCAUUCAACGUUCCUUCUCAUCCUGUCAUCAAAGUAGAGGUGCCAAUUUAUGCCGGACUGGCGUAUGAUGCAGUCAUGAUCUACGCCAGUGCCCUGACCAGUGCUCUUGCAAACAACCAAUCAGAAAGUGACGGACUGGCUAUUUUCAAGUACAUACGUUCAAGACAAUACGAAAGCAUCUUAGGAUUCAGUGUUAUGAUUGAUGAUCAAGGCGACGCAGAGGGCAACUACACAGUUCUAGCACUGGUACAAGAUGACAACGACACUAGUUCCAGAAUGAAACCAGUCGCCAGAUUUACUCAUAUGGGAUCCAAGGAUUUACCAUUACUGAAGUUGGAAAGAGAAAUUGAUUGGAUAUCGGGAGCUCCACCCCUCAGCGAGCCUAAAUGUGGAUUUGAUGGGAAGAAAUGCGAUACCCGCCCUGAAUGGAAAAUGAUAGUAAUAUAUUCUGUGUGUUGCUUUGUCACAAUUGUUGCUGGACUUUUCGUUUUUAGACAUUACAGAUACGAGCAUAAGUUGGCAUGCCUCCUCUGGAAAGUGGACAUGAAGGACAUAAUACUACUUCACUCUGACGAGAAUGGAGAUUUACAGAAGUUGAAAAGCAAUUUGAACGACAUAGAAUCAGAAAAACUGAAUUUAGAAUCUAAAACUGAAGACUUCCUUCUAACGCGAACACAAUCGACUAUUGGUUUCUACAAGGGCAAUGCUGUUCAUAUCUAUCAUGUCUACAAAAAGGGAAUCGAUCUAACAAGAAAUUUACGGAAGGAAAUGAUACAGAUACGAGAAAUGAGGCAUGAAAAUAUCAACCCUUUCAUUGGAGCUUGUGUCGAUCCUCCCAACGUGUGCAUCCUCACUUUGUUCUGUGCCAGAGGAAGCCUUGAAGAUGUCUUGAAAAAUGGUGAUUUACAUCUGGACACAAUGUUUAUUGCAUCUCUUGUGGCAGAUUUAGUAAAAGGCAUGAUUUACAUUCAUGAAAGUGACAUUCAGUCCCAUGGCAACCUCAAGUCUUCCAACUGUGUCAUUGACAGCCGGUGGAUGUUGAAAGUCACUGACUUCGGGUUGCACGAGUUCCGGGCCAAUCAAGAUCCACCCAAAGAUGUUCAGGAGAGCCGUGAUAAGUCUGUUCUGUGGCGUGCUCCGGAACUGCUCAGAAGCUUGAAUCCACCGCCAAGAGGUUCCCAAAAAGGAGAUGUAUACGCGUUUGGAAUCAUUCUAUUCGAAAUCAUGGGCAGAAAAGGACCUUGGGGAAAACCAGAACCUAGCCUCAAAUAUGUGGAAGAACGUGUUGCUAAUCCCCACCUGUACGAUGGUGAAUUGUUUCGACCGCCAUCUUGCAAGCUGGACUGUCCAGACUACAUAAAGCAGUGCAUGGAAGAGUGCUGGAAGGAAGAUCCGGACGACCGACCGGAUUUCAAGUUUAUUAAGGUCAAGUUGAGGGUACUUCACUCAGGACUACACCCAAAUAUAUUUGACAAUAUGAUCAGCAUCAUGGAAAAGUACGCUUACAACCUAGAAACAGUUGUAAAGGAUCGAACUAAUCAGCUGCUAGAGGAGAAAAAGAAGACGGAAAAUCUGCUAUUGAGAAUGUUACCUAAGCCUGUUGCAGAGCAGCUACUGAGAGGUGAAAGGGUUGACGCAGAGUAUUUCGACGCAGUCACCAUAUAUUUCAGUGACAUCGUCGGCUUUACUUCCUUAUCAGCUGUCAGUACCCCUUUACAGGUAGUGGAUUUGCUGAAUGACCUGUACACAUGCUUCGACUCCAUCAUCGGUAGCUAUGACGUGUACAAAGUGGAGACGAUAGGCGAUGCGUACAUGGUGGUGAGUGGACUUCCCAUUCGCAACGGAGACCGCCACGCUGGCGAAAUAGCUUCUCUGGCACUGAGACUGCUGGCAGCCAUCGAGACCUUCGAGAUCAGACACAGGCCCACCGAGAGACUCAGUCUUAGAAUCGGAAUCAAUUCAGGUCCUUGCGUUGCUGGAGUAGUCGGACUAAAAAUGCCCCGUUACUGUUUGUUUGGCGAUACGGUAAACACAGCUUCAAGGAUGGAAUCCAGCGGCGAAGCCAUGAAAAUACACGUGAGUGAAGCUUGUAAAAUAAUUCUUGAAAAAAUCGGUGGCUACGUUUUGCAAGAAAGAGGUGUGAUUCAUAUUAAGGGCAAAGGCGAAAUGCGAACAUUCUGGCUGCUUGGAAAAGCCUCACAAGUCCACUUCUCGCCAGCAAGGAUUCUUCCCAGUGUUCAAAGAUCCAGCCAAAAGCUAGACUGUAGACUUCCGCUGCCGGAUUUAUUGAGCAGUGGUCGAAACUCUCCCUGGAACGAAAACUCCCCGAACGUGGGGGACAGUUGCCUCAGCCUCUUCGAAGAAUGCAAAAAGAAUGCCGAGAGUGAAAUUUCUCGCGCCAAUGGAUACAGAUCCGCGCCAACCAUCAGUUUCAGGAACUUUUUCUCGCCAUCCGAUUGCAUCUUGUGA
Messenger RNA from Uloborus diversus, 3471 nucleotides. Its product is annotated as guanylate cyclase 32E-like. Gene Ontology annotation, molecular function: guanylate cyclase activity; peptide receptor activity; ATP binding. Lineage: Eukaryota; Metazoa; Arthropoda; Arachnida; Araneae; Uloboridae. The record is from RefSeq and is a predicted model, not a curated record. The transcript has 22 exons. Bases 1 to 3471 code for a protein of 1156 amino acids. Gene Ontology annotation, biological process: receptor guanylyl cyclase signaling pathway; protein phosphorylation; cGMP biosynthetic process.